ACUGAUUGUAAUUCUAAAAUUUUUCCACUUGCAGAAAAAGAACUUCAAAACAAAUUAAUUGAAUUUGUUCAACAAGCUCAACAAAAUGGAUUUGUUAAAAAAGGAGCAAAUGAAACAACAAAAGCACUUAAUAGAGGAAAAGCAGAUAUUGUUAUUAUAGCUGCUGAUACUAAACCAAUUGAAAUUGUUUUACAUCUUCCAAUUCUUUGUGAAGAUAAAAAUGUUCCUUAUGUAUUUGUUGGAUCAAAAGCAGCUCUUGGAAGAGCAUGUGGUGUUUCAAGAGAUGUUAUUGCAGUUGCAAUUAUUAAUGAUAAAGGAAAAUCAGCACCAUCAGUUGAAACAAUGAAAGAUGAAAUUGAAAAGCUUUUAUUCUAA
This is a messenger RNA of Entamoeba nuttalli P19, 375 nucleotides long. Its product is annotated as 13 kDa ribonucleoprotein-associated protein, putative. NCBI's taxonomy places the organism in Eukaryota, Evosea, Mastigamoebida, Endamoebidae. The transcript has a single exon. Gene Ontology annotation, biological process: mRNA splicing, via spliceosome; ribosome biogenesis; maturation of SSU-rRNA. The annotation marks the transcript as partial. Gene Ontology annotation, cellular component: precatalytic spliceosome; box C/D methylation guide snoRNP complex; nucleolus. The record is from RefSeq and is a predicted model, not a curated record. Gene Ontology annotation, molecular function: RNA binding.